Anopheles maculipalpis is the source of this 1336-nucleotide messenger RNA. Its product is annotated as UNC93-like protein MFSD11. The record is from RefSeq and is a predicted model, not a curated record. The transcript has 7 exons. Lineage: Eukaryota; Metazoa; Arthropoda; Insecta; Diptera; Culicidae. The coding region runs from base 14 to 1324 and encodes 436 amino acids.
AUCGUGCGGAACAAUGGUGGAACGGAAUCUGGUGAAUGUGCUGCUGCUGGGCGGCGGCUUCAUGUUAAUCUUUACCUCUUUUCAAACGCUUGGAAACAUUGAGCAAACCAUCAUCGACAGCAUCAAGACAGACCUACCCUCGUUCACUGGUGACGGAUACACGAGCCUGGCCAUUAUCUAUGCUGCCCUCUCUUUAUCAAACUGGGUCACGCCGUCGGUCCUGUCCGCUAUUGGACCGCGGAUGGCGAUGGCCAUCGGUGCUAUCACCUACUGUCUGUUCAUGGCUAGUUUCUUUGUGCCGCAUGUCGUUCUGCUGUACGGAUGUAGCAUCGUACUGGGUGCCGGUGCCGCGCUCAUUUGGACUGGCCAGGGCAUGUAUCUUUCCCAGUGCAGCACCGAAGAAACAAUUUCUCGCAAUUCCGGCAUCUUUUGGGCGAUGUUGCAGAUGAGCAUGUUCUUCGGCAAUCUGCUGGUGUUCUUCACAUUUCAGGGCAAAACGCACAUAGACGAGAUGACGCGCAGUAUUGUCUUUGCUGUCCUGAUCGCAGUAGCGAUCGUUGGUUUGGUGAUGUUAACCUGUCUGCGCCGACCGUUUACCGAUGAUAGCGAUGCACCGGUGGAACUAAGCACGGAAGUCCGUCCGCGAGAGGCAUUCCUGAAUGCAAUUCGUCUAUUCCGAACACCACGCAUGAUACUGCUGAGCAUUACGUUCGUGUACACUGGACUAUCGCUAUCCUUCUUCAGUGGCGUGUACGGUUCGAGCAUCGGUUUUACGAACGCAUUAGGCACCUCCGCCAAACAGUACGUUGGCCUGAACGGUGUGUUUAUCGGCGUCGGUGAGGUUCUCGGUGGCGUGGCGUUCGGGCUGCUCGGCACGCGUACCACUACGCGUUGGGGCCGUGAUCCGAUCGUGAUUGGUGGUGGCGUACUGCACCUGGCAGCCUACUUCCUAAUCUACCUGAACCUGCCUAACAGCGCACCAUUUGGCAAUACGGAUGCACUGUCCUAUAUCCAGCCACCGAGUACCAUCGUCGCGAUGUGUUGCUCGUUCCUACUCGGUCUCGGUGACGCUUGCUUCAACACCCAGUGCUACUCGAUGCUGGGUGGUGUGUUCAAGAGCCAACCGGCCGAAGCGUUCUCUAUUUUCAAGUUUACACAGUCAGUAGCCGCAGCGGCCAGCUUUGUGUACUCCUCUUACUGCGGGCUACACGUUCAGCUUGUGAUACUGGUAGUGCUAGGCAUCAUCGGUACGAUCUCCUUCUGUGUAGUAGAGUUCGCUGUAAAGCGCGAGCGCCCAACAUUGGAACGAGAUUACGAAAAGUAAAGUUAGAGUGUG